AGAGAAUAUCAAUAGGGUAUUGGAAAAUCUGCCACCACCAGGAAUGAAGAUUAAAGAGCAAGACGACCGCUACAAAGCGAGGCUUGAGGUGCCGGGACUAAGCAAAGAGGAUUUGAAGAUUACAGUUGAGGAUGGGAUAUUGACAAUCAAAGGAGAGCACAAGGAAGAGAAGGAACAAGGAUCUGAAUCUGAUGAUGAGUCUUGGACAUCAAGUAGUAGUUAUGGUUACUUUGAUAGCAGUGUGAUUCUGCCUGAGGAUGCAAAGGUUGAUGGAAUAACUGCAGAAAUGAAACAUGGCGUGCUUAACAUUACUCUUCCAAGAAUUAUUGACAGGCCAAAGAAGGACGUGAAGGAGAUUCAAGUGAAUUGAUGGUUCUGAGUUUGAAUAUGCAUUAAUCGAUGUGUGUGGGGUCUUUCUUUUCUUGUCCAGUUAUGUGUGUUUAUUUGCUGGAUUACAGUCUGAUGUUUAACUUUUGACCCUUGGUAAUGUAAGAUAGUGUUUUUUUUUUCAAACAAAAAUAAGAAAAUCAAAGGGUUACAAAUUCA
Olea europaea var. sylvestris is the source of this 546-nucleotide messenger RNA. Its product is annotated as 26.5 kDa heat shock protein, mitochondrial-like. Bases 44 to 370 code for a protein of 108 amino acids. The transcript has a single exon. NCBI's taxonomy places the organism in Eukaryota, Viridiplantae, Streptophyta, Magnoliopsida, Lamiales, Oleaceae. Gene Ontology annotation, biological process: response to heat. The record is from RefSeq and is a predicted model, not a curated record.